Cordyceps militaris CM01 is the source of this 2565-nucleotide messenger RNA. Its product is annotated as ubiquitin C-terminal hydrolase CreB. The record is from RefSeq and is a predicted model, not a curated record. Gene Ontology annotation, molecular function: cysteine-type endopeptidase activity; cysteine-type deubiquitinase activity. Gene Ontology annotation, biological process: protein deubiquitination. The transcript has 5 exons. Lineage: Eukaryota; Fungi; Ascomycota; Sordariomycetes; Hypocreales; Cordycipitaceae. The coding region runs from base 1 to 2565 and encodes 854 amino acids. Gene Ontology annotation, cellular component: nucleus; cytosol.
AUGCGCAUUGCGUACCAGGAGGUCGACGCUCCCCCAGUGGCUUGCGCACACCCCGGCCCGCUGUACCAGCACCCUAAUAACCCAAGCCACAGCCACCAAAGACACCAAGAACUUGCCCUGGCCGCAGCCUCAGCCCGGCUCUGGUGCUCCAGCGGCACCCGCGCUGCUGCUCGCUCGCUGUCAGCCUCGCCUGGCCUCGCCCUAGCUGAGGUUCUUCUCGCCCACCACCAACCACCAACCACCAACCACCACAACACAAACACCACGUCUCCCCGCAGACACUCUCGACAUACCUGCUUCCACCGACGCUGUGCGCCCUCGCGCUCCCUUGCCGCCAUGCCUAGCCUCUUUAACAAAAUCAAGAGCUCUGGCACACCCUCCACCACGCCUGCCGCCAAGGAUGCUACCCCCAAGAAGAAUGAUAUCACCACCGAAGUCACUCCUCUGGAGAAGAUGCUCCAAAACGCCGGCGCACUCACUCAAGACGGCCGCGACAGGUUCCUAGGCUUCGAGAACCACCGUCUGAUGCUGACAACGACACUAUUAACGCUACCUAGCUACUGCAACUCCAUCGUCCAAGCCCUCUUCCACUCCGACCAAUUCCGCGAAGGCGUCCUCAACUAUCCCUCUCUAUCCCCGACCGAUACCCCCAAUCGCCCCUCGUACAAGCCAAAUGUCACUAUUAGACCGCCCGUCACACCUGCAACGUCUGCUACGCCGCAAAAGCCGCCCAAACUGUCUACGUCGCAGGCCCUCAAGCAGCGCCACGCCAUCAACGCCGGUCAACCCCUUCCCGGCCAACCGCCCGUCAAACCAGAAGACAAACCAGACACCCCAGAAUACAAGAAGAAGCAGGCCAUGCUCAAAGGUCCAAUUCUUGAGCUCGCCCAAGAAAAUCAUGUGCCCUUUGGCAUGGACGAAUGUACAUUCACGGGGCUCAAAGACAUAUUCAUGGCCGUCACACAGAGCAACUCGAGAACCGGAGUUUUGAGUCCGCAACGCUUCUUGGAAAUCUUUAAGCGCGACAAUGAGAUGUUUCAGAGCUCAAAUCACCAGGAUGCCCAUGAAUUUCUACGCCUCGUUCUCACAGACGUCAUUGCCAGCGUCGAUAACCACGCCAAGCACAUUCAAGAUCAUAUCGAUACAGGUGCCGCCACGAACGGCUCAAUCGAAUCUCUUAAUAACGGCCUCUCGGUAGGACUCCAAUCUGGUUCACCUUACAACUCGCCUGGUACCGGCUGGGUCCACGAUGUUUUUGAAGGCAUUGUGACGUCAGAAACAAAAUGUCUCACCUGCGAGACAGCAUCGCGGCGGGAUCAGACUUUUCUGGAUCUAUCUAUCGCUCUAGAUGAACAUACUUCCGUCUCGUCUUGCCUGCGCAAGUUCUCUGCUGAAGAAAUGCUAUGCGAGAGGGACAAAUUUCAGUGUGACCAUUGCGGUGGUCUCCAAGAAGCCGAAAAGCGAAUGAGGGUCAAGAAGCUACCCAAGGUUCUCACCCUGCAUCUAAACCGUUUCAAAUACACAGAAGACUAUAGCCGUGUCCAGAAGCUAUUCCACAGGGUUGUCUACCCCUACCAUCUUCGUAUGUUUCAUACGGCCGACGAGGCGGAAGACCCAGAUCGCCUCUAUGAACUUUACGCAGUCAUCGUUCACAUUGGAGGCAAUGGAUAUCACGGACAUUAUGUGUCUAUCAUUAAGACUAGAGACCGCGGUUGGCUUUUGUUUGACGACGAGAUGGUCGAGCCUGUGGACAAGCAUUUUGUUCGAAAUUUCUUCGGUGACAGGCCGGGAAUGGCGACAGCCUACCUUUUAUUCUACCAAGAAACGACAUUCGAGAAAGUCCGCGCCGAGCAAGAGGCUGAGGGCAGAGAAGAGGUUCGACUCGCUACAGAGGCCGCCAAUAUUGCGCACGAGGAAAGCGACAAAGCAGACGAAACGCCCAUAUCUCGACAAAAGACACAACCAACGCCUGUGCUAUCGGAGCAGGACCAACUCUCCAGCUUGGCCCACGCCAGAACGGCACCGGACCUAACGUUGCAGUCGCCAAAUGCAAGCCAAGGAUUGGUACCCCCGACACCUGCUGUUCCCUCAACAGUAAAUUCAGCCAAGUCAAAGGAUGAGCUGAAGCGAGAAAAGAAGGAGCGCGAAGCUGCGGAAAAGGCCGCUCGCCAGCAUGAGAAGGACGAGCUGAAAGCCAAGGACAAGGAAAUGAGGGAGCACGAGCGGAAGCGUCGCGAUCAGGCUAUUUCCGUGAUCCAGGCUCGUCGGCAAGAGCAGGAUCAAUUGGAAAAGGUUCUUCAGGCGAGCAAGAAGUCAGCUGCUAAGGAAGAUGACUCACGGAAGAAAGAGGAGGGCAACGGUGGCGCUUUUGGCUUCCUCGACCGUUCAAAGCGCGGCAGCAAAUCAGGCAGCCGCAAAGCAUUUGGCUUAUUCGGAAAAGAGCGAAACAGCGAUGAAGCUGCCGGUGAAGCUAUUGUAAACGGCGACGCACCCGAAAAGGAGAAAACAAAAAGCCGGCUGAGCAUGGGACUAGGCCGCAAGAAGAGCACCAAUCUUUUAUCAUAG